UGCUAACGCAUUGGAAAAACGGCAUGAAUAGUUCGAAACUGAAAGGCCAAAUGAAGAAAGACUCGACCAGCAAAAAUAAGAUUAGAUACAAACAUGCAGGAAGUUCACAAAACACUGCUGGAUUACCAAGUGAAGAGAAUUUCUGCAACAGGAAUCCAAUGGGAGAUCGAAGAUCAUCGGCCACAGAACACGAGAAGUUGAAACGGAAAUUAUCAGUGAAAUCCCAUACGAAAAAUACAAGGGCCAGUGGUGUUUACCCAGAGCGUUUUGUGUUGGAGAAGCAGUACACCUUUGCCGGCUACAAUCUGAAGAUCACUCAGACCUCAGACAUAGAUUUCCACACAUCUGCAGUCGUGUGGGAUGCUGAUGUUCUUCUUUGCGAGUACUUUGAGAAGAUGGAUAUAAGUUUCUUUGGGAAGAAGGUGAUUGAACUGUGUUCAGGCACUGGAAUUGUGGGAAUACUGGCAGUUCUGUUUGGUGGAGAAGUGACCAUGACAGACCGACCUAGCGUUUUGAAGCAAAUGCAGCACAAUGUUUCUGUGAACAUCCCCACCUACUUGGCACAUCGUGCGACCAUCACUGCCUUUAAGUGGGACACUGAGGAAAGUAUGUUCCCUUCAGACUUUGACUUUAUCCUGGGUUCAGAUAUUGUGUAUAACCGAGUUAACUUCCCCACACUAUUAAAGACACUUAUAAGUCUCAGUAAUGAAUCAACUAUAAUAUACAUGACUUCUGAAAUGAGGAGUGAGCUUGGGAUUUAUGAGUUUUAUAGUGAAAUGCUGCCUCAGUAUUUUGACUGCAACAUUGUUCAAAGAUGCGUGGAUACAAAUAUUAAUGUGUACAAAAUAACUAGAAAAAUGCAUUUGAGUUUUUGAUGUAGAGAUGUCUGCAUGUUAUUAAUGCACCUCUUAGGAUAUUGCGAGUCGGGAUGGAGACUCACUCUCUGCAGACCUUUUAAAACUCAUUUCAAAUAAGAAUUUUACAUUGUCUUUUUUCCCAAUUAUUGCUGCUUCCUUCCCAUUUCCCUCACUAGCUGCCACGCUUGCCUCAGAGAUUCAAGCCCUCUGUCAGGACUUGGGAAUGAUUCCCCAGUGCAAAGCUGGGGGAGUGCUGCAUUAUUGGAGAUGUGGUCUUUCAGAUGAGAUAUUAAACAAGUUUGGCUUUAACCAGAUGUUAAUAAUCCCACAACAGUAUUG
Messenger RNA from Callorhinchus milii (elephant shark), 1196 nucleotides. Its product is annotated as EEF1A lysine methyltransferase 3-like. Gene Ontology annotation, cellular component: cytoplasm; cytosol. Gene Ontology annotation, molecular function: protein-lysine N-methyltransferase activity. NCBI's taxonomy places the organism in Eukaryota, Metazoa, Chordata, Chondrichthyes, Chimaeriformes, Callorhinchidae. The transcript is spliced from 4 exons. Bases 24 to 875 code for a protein of 283 amino acids. The record is from RefSeq and is a predicted model, not a curated record. Gene Ontology annotation, biological process: peptidyl-lysine methylation.